UGACUUUUUCGGCAAGACAUCUCACCCGUCGCCGUCGGAUCUGAUCUGACGUUCGAGAGAUCGGAGAAUUCCACAGUCAAACGUAAACCUGGAAUUCUUGAUCUUGUUUUACAACAUUUACAUUGGUUAACGUUUGAGACAGAGAUCUGAUACUAUCCUUUAUUUUCUCGUGUUACCAGAAAUACCGCUAUCUUUGUUUAAUACUGCCACGUUCGCCAAAGACAGCUCGCAAUCGGGAAAAGGGUGUUGAGGCCAGGGGCCAGGGCCAGGCUCGGCAGGGAGAUCAGAUAGAGGAGUCGUUUGGAUCGGAACAUCUCCAUGUCUGAGCUGGCGAGACUUAAUAAAAAGGAUCAAUCAAACAAUCAACUUUACCGACAAUUUCUUUUGAACCAUGGUGAAAGUCAUCACAGUAUCGUUGGAGCCAAGGCCAACCAUGAACCUGAUAGUAAUACGAUGAACGAUCAAUCCCCUACAAUGAGUGUCAUAUCAGCUACCGCUGCUAGAGCAGGAUACCUCCAGCAUAGACCAGGAGGAGCUCUUGGUCGAUGGAAGAAGAGAAGAUCUUGGUUUGUCCUUGACCGUUCCACAUGCUAUCUUCUAUUCUUCAAAUCUCAACAUGAUACAGGACAACCCCUUGGUGUUAUCGAUGUCAAGGAUGCUUGCAUCUCACUUCUUCUUGAACAUUCCAACCAAUUCCUCAUUGCGAGCGGAGGGAAGGAGCACAUUCUUACAGCUGAUAACCACAGGAGUAUGAUGCAAUGGUUACAAGCCCUGCAGGAAGUGCGUGAUCAGUUUAUUACAACAAGGAAGGAGCGGACAGUUCCCAAGUCAUUCUCUCAUAAACCCAUCGUGGCUGCUACACCAACUAAGGGUCUUGCGGCUGAGCCUUCCCCUGCACCCAUCAGACGACAUAGCACAGAAAAGAGAUCCACCCUGCCUGGAUCUACAGCACCAGGUGUCACGACACCAGGGUCACUAACACCGGGUGCAUUUACACCUGAUGGAGUAGUAUCGGGGUUCAAUACACCUGGUGCUGUAACACCUGGUGCUGAGAGUGACACCAGUGUGGAGAGUGGUGCAAGAAGGGAUUUUGCAUCGGCGUUCCUUUUACCAAGCCCAGGGACUCCAACGGCUUCUUUCAAUGGUUCUGUACCAGCUGAUUCUCCUGACCUAUCACCAACGUCUAUCAGGAGUUCAAUCAGUAUAGCAUCUACAGACGACAUAGGAUCAGUAAGUGAUCUCAAAGAACCAUCAUUAUCACUCGUCAGAGAAAACAGUGAACAUAGCAUCAGUGAUAAAGAUAGUAUGGUGUUUGAAGAAUCCAAGACUGAAGAGGAUGGAGACGUUGAGAGUACUAGUGAUGCAGGAACAGAAGAUGACCUGGAAGAAUUGGACAAAGAGACACUUAUACUUAGAUUACAGGCCGCCAGGGAAGAGAAGAUUGAAACUCAGAGGAAGUUAAAAAGUGCAAUGAACCGAGAGACCACAUACCAGCAGAUGUUAAAGAAGAGAGAGCAGGACAUCAUGAGAUUGGAUGAUAAACUUGGACAAUUGGAACAGGUGCAGCAUCUUAGCAGGGACCUGUUGAACGAGGAGGAUUUGAAGACGGCUAGAAGGAACGUCCUUGAUCUUCAAGAUACUCUCAAGAUGUACCAAGAACAGAAUGUCUUCCUCAACUCAGAGGUCAGGAAACAAGCUGGACUUAAAUGCAGAGCUAGGGCCAAGAUGGAAGGCAUGCAAAGGAGAAUAGCCCACAUGGAUGCUGAGCUGUCUAAAUGUAAACGAGAGUUCAUUCACCUUAUGACCUGUCAUGUAGAGGUCACAUCACUGGACCAUAAGGAUAACAUUCCAAUGAAGCUAGACUGGUCGGAUCCAAAAUACAAGAGAUUCCUAGAGAUGUAUGAUAGUGCAAGACAGAAAGAUGUCACUCUCCCAGAUCCAAGGGUAGCGAUGUCAGAAGGGAUCACUGAUCAGUAUGGAUUUCAACAGUAUCAUAACAAUCAACCUCUCCUAUUCCAUCAAGUCUGUCAUCUUCUUGAUAGGCAUAUCCAAGGAUACUCAAGGAAAGAAUCUGAGCAUCGGAAAGCAUGGGAGGCAUACAUACAGAAACAUGAUCACAACUUUGUUGAUCAUCAGAGUGAGAUGCAUAAUUUGGUAUAUGGAGGAGUACCCCCUGAGUAUCGGAGUGAAGUUUGGACACAGCUUAUCAUGGAUAGAGUCAAAACAAUCAAAGAAGGAAAGGGAGAGAACUAUUUCCAAUCUCUGUGUGAUCAAUGCGAUACAUCACCAGCUGUAGAAACAUACCGUCGUCAAAUCAACUUAGAUCUACUCAGAACUAUCCCUCAUAAUACACACUUCAACAAUGAACAUUCUAAGGGGAUAUCCCAGUUGAGGCAGCUCCUUGAAGCAUUCUGUGUUCACAAUCCUGAGAUUGGUUAUUGUCAAGGAAUGAAUUUCAUUGCUGGAAUGAGUCUUCUAUUCAUGGAUAUAGAAACAGCUUUCUGGUGUCUGGUUGCAGUUGUAGAGUACUACUUCCCCCACAACUACUUUGAUGCUAGUUUGAUAGGAGCUCAAGCCGAUCAGUACGUCUUGAAAGAGAUCCUUCAAUGUCGAUUACCACGAUUGCACGCCCAUCUUGAUGAUGUUGGGGUUGAGAUGUGUUCGUUCACUCUCAAUUGGUUCCUUGCUAUCUACUUUGAGGUGGUCCCAUUCAAUACCUUACUGAGGAUCUGGGAUUGUUUCCUUCUGGAUGGUCUCUAUGUUCUCUUCCAAUUCUCAAUGGCAUUACUACAGUAUCAUGAGGAAGCUUUGUUGAGCAGGAAAGACAUUCUAGCUCUGCUCAAAGACACUAAACAACUCUGUAAACUCAGCUACAACAUAGAGAACUUGGUUCAGAUGGUGAAGGACAACAUGAAAGAAUUUCAAUCCUGGAGUUGGAUCGAGGAAAGACAGGCUCACUACAUGAACAACCUACAGAAGGUAUACGAGGAACAGGAGAGGGCAAGACAAGAGUUUGAAAAGCAAGAAGGUCUAACAAGCAGUGUACAAACCAUUACACAAGGACCUACAUCUGGGACUGAAGAAUGUUCCUAUGGAGAGGUUUCUGAUCAUGAUCUAAAGAUGGACUGUGCUGUAGAGUACUCACAAGGAGGUUUGUUGGUAUGUCGGGGUGAUAUCAGGCAAGGUUGGAUCAGUCGGGUUGAUGUACAGCAGUGCUCCAAACAGAACAUUGGUGCUAGGCUUGACAGUAGGGUGAUCUGUAUGUCAAUGGCUGGUCCAGACUGUGUGCUUCUUGGUACCCUAUCAUGGUUUCUGUAUCUCUUCAAUGUACAAACUCAGCAAGAGCUAUGGUGUGAGAGAUUACGGGACACACCACUCUGUGUCAUACAUGAAGGCAACACAAGGAAUGUUUAUGUGGGACUGGCUGAUGGUACAUUGGCAGUUAUGGAGGGCAUCAUCAACUCUCGUCCAUCUGAAGUGUUCUACCAUGCUAUCGGAGCAUCUCCUGUACGAUGUAUUCAACUCAUACCAGAUCUCAAUCAAAUAUGGUGUGCUUCAGGAAACUCUGUCAAUAUCCUCAACAGUUCCCUGAACGUCCUUGAUGGCUUUGAGAUGUCUAAGAAUCCUAAUAAUCACAUUCAGAACAUGGCAUUGAGUGAUAGAGGUGUAUGGAUUAGUAUGCGUGGUUCAUCAUUCAUCACACUAUGGGAUAUACAUUCACUAUCAUGUCUGCUUAUAUAUGAUACAUCUUCUGAUCAACUUCCAAUCUUUAAGGUUCCCAAUGAUCAGGCAUCAAUGUCCCGUAUAUCUGCUGUCAUGCCAUAUAACAACACACUAUGGAUCGGUACAGCUGAUGGUCACCUUACUAUCUAUGAUGUCAUUGAUGUAGAAGGUCAAAACCUUCAUUCUCUUACAAGAUCUGAAGAUGAACUUGAUGUCAAAUCUAACGGCGAUGAUGAGGGCGUGGCCUAUCAAAGUGAUGAUGCCAUAGCAACUGGCUCGGAUGAUGAGAAGACUUCAGAAGCAGAGAGAAGCUCUCAGGAGAACAUCGUUGAUAGCGGGAUGGGUGGAAGCAAAGAGGGGCUAAAGACCGGUGAUGAAGAUGAGGAGGAUGACUUUGAGAAGAAAGAUGAUGAGAUGAAGAAAGAAGGAAGUCAGAAUAACAGAAGAGCUGAGUUGAUGUUGCCAGAGAUUGAGACGGCUGAAUCUAAGAUGAGGAAGUCAAAGACAUUGGAGGAGUUUGUUGUGGUUGGAAGAGAUGAGGAUGGCGCAGAGUAUGAGGCGUCUGUCUUUGAGAACAGUCUAAAGAAUGGUACAAUGAACAGUGAUAAACACAGCAUAAGGGAAUAUGCCAUCAAGAAUAGAAGACCAAAGAACUCUAGGAAGAGGCUGGAUAGUCCCCGCAAUCUGAAGAAGCUCCUUCAUCCUAGACAUAAAUCAACAUCAAGCGAGAAAUCAGGAGAAGAGCAAACAUCACCAACCAGUCGCACCAGCUCACAUCAUAAAUCUAAAGACAGAGUUCAGUCAGUGCUCGGUAAACUCACUCAUCGGUCGUCAACAAAGAAACAUAAGAAAUACCGCUACAGCCGAGAGCUACGAGAAGAAACAAGACGUGGCUCUCGCAUCGGCUGUGACGACGCAACGUUGGAUUCUCUUCUAGAGGUAGCCAAUGGAUCGGUACCGACUGGGGAACCUUUGAUGGAGAAGGAAGAGGAUAAAUCUCGGUACUCGACACUGACCCCUAAAGGAUCGUCCUUUGACCCCUCAGAGAUUGACGUCUAUCAGCAAUGUGAACUGAGGUGUGAAGCAAAGAGGAAAAUAUCCGAACAACAAGUUAGGAUCCUUGUCCUUACCAGCUUGGAAGAUAAACAGCCAUGCGUUGUAAGCUGUGCCGGUUACUAUGGCGAUGAUGAAUCAAUUCUCAGAUGGACGUGCCAUACGAGAGAGAAUGUCUGGAUGCAGGUACCAAUAGAAGACAUUACUUAGAAAGCUGGACAUCAUUGUAAGGUUUAAAGGAGAGCAACUAUUGUACUACAUCAGCUCAGGUUGGAAAAUGGUCGUCGCUUGACCGCUAUAUACCAAAUCAGUUAUAUAUCGAAUGUUAUAUUACCAUGGCAACCGUUUCAUGGUAUGCAUGCUUCAUAUUGAAUGCAAGAUACUUUCUCUUUCUUCUUACUUCCUCUCUAUUUCAUUUCUUCCUUCUGUAGCAUAAUGGAUUUUCCAAGGACAUUUAUCAAAUGUCAAAAAAAUUAUGUCUUUAACACAAAUCUGUUGAUGUGAUGAAAUGAUAUUGAGAAAAAGUUGUUUAUUUCACCGAUGUUUUUUCCAAAAAUUGGACAAGAUCUAGUGAAAACAAGGCAUUUGUUGGCAAAAAUUAAUGUUCACACCAUGUGAAAAGAACACCUUCCUAAGAAGAUUUCUUAUGUAUGUUGAUGUCAUUUUUCAAUUAAGUAUUUGUUGCGUUUGAUUCAAAGAACACAUCAAAAUGCUGAUUGGCAGGUUUCAAUUAUUUUGGGUGAAAUAUUGUAUUUACUGUAGGAAGUACUUGAACCCUCCAUCUUCUUUUCAAAAUCUAUUUAGAUGGGUUUAUUGCUUGACUAUUUUUCUUCUUCCUGUUUUUUGUCAAGAAAGAUCUUUGGAUGUGAUUCAUAUGUGAAAAAAUGUAUAUAAUGCAAUCAAAGAGCAAUUUGAAUUUCAACAAAAACUGAAUAAAACGUGAAGAUCGUUAUCGCAGCAUACAGUGUUUCUCUUUAUUCAUAUGAAGUAGAUUUUGUCAGUACUUAGUAAAGUGAAUAGAUUUCAAAGAUUAAAAUAUUCUCAUAUUGAUAAUGUUGAUUUAAAAGCAAAAAUGAAUGCUUUUGAAUGUGUACCAUAGAUAAAACUGAGUCUAAAAUUUAAAACAGAAAACUUUAAAAGGUGAAGGACAUAUGUAUAUGUGUAUGUAUAUUAAUAAUAGGCAUAUUGUGUUGUUAAUCAUGAAUUUUAUUUUUGUUUUGUUUGAUCAUCAUUCUAUUGGUCAAUGCUUAUGGACUUUCAAAAUAUUUCUUGCCACAAUUUGAAGAAUGUAUAGGGUACAAGGAAACACAUUAUGUCUUAAUGACUACUUAAAUAUGUACUUCAGAUACUGCUUGAAAUGGUUUAACUGUAGUAAGGGUGUAUCAUUUGUUAUUUUUGUAUCUUGUUAAUGAUCUACGAAAUAAUGGAUCUUUGGAAAAUUCCUUAAUUAGGCAAAUUUAUUUAACAUGAUGAUGUAAGCUAAUCGUGUCUUGAAUAUAAUUUUCUAGCUUUUAGUUUGCUGUAUUCUCCCAUGCCUUUUUUUAUUCAAUAUCUUUCUUAGUUAUAGGAAUCAUGAGAUGUGUAGAUACAUCUUUUCUGUGAUAAAACAAGCAAAUGAUUGUGCAAUUGAAGCAUUAAUGCAUGAAAUAAUUGAAUGAAUAUAUCACUUUUUGGUGCUGUUUCAUGAGGUUGUUCAUAAGUUACUCAAGAAUUUCACAGUUUACAUCGACUGGUGGCCAUGAUGUUUGUGUUCAAUGAGAUACACCCAUUUUUUUUUCUGUGGGUGUUCAUUUUCUUUAAACCUAAUUAAAAUUUUGAAAAAAUAUUGGAUUUUCCAUUCAGAUACUUGUUUAAAUGGGAAUACUAAUCUAAAAAGAUUGGAAUUCUAAUAUACAAAGAUUGGAAUUCUAAUCUCUAAAGAUUGUAUUUCAACUGUAGCUGAUGAGAAACCUAUUGCUUUACAAUUUGUAUGUCACACUUUUGGACUUAACAUUGUAUUUGUUUUUUAAUCAUUCUUUAUUUCCUAAAAUUGCUGCUCUUGUACAUUAUUCAAUCAUGUAAAUGAUUAAUUCUUCACCUUGCAUAUAUCAUUACACUCUUAGUCGGGGGCCCAUGCAGGCACAAUCAAAUCAUAUUUGGUAUUUCUGUCUAUGCUUUUGCAGAAGUUAACCUGUCUACAAACUUAUGUAAUUCCCAUAGGGUUUGUACAGGGGUUAUUAGGUUCUAGCAGGUAGGGGGUUAAAUGUUAAAGUGAUGCCAAGAAGCACAAUCAUUGGGGUACAACUUUGGAGCUUAGCACAAAAUUGGAUUGUCCAUAUAUUUUUGCUUUAGAGGCAUGAAUUAUCCUCAGGAAUCUACGACAUCAGACCAGCUGACGCUGAAAUGAAAGUCUUUAAAGAGGUUUUACUAUCCUGCUCACCAUCUAUUUUUCCAAAAUCAUGUUUUACUUUGGUGUGGGUCACACAAUUUGAAUAAACUAUA
Lytechinus variegatus (green sea urchin) is the source of this 7257-nucleotide messenger RNA. RefSeq names its product TBC1 domain family member 2B-like. Gene Ontology annotation, molecular function: protein binding. The record is from RefSeq and is a predicted model, not a curated record. The transcript is spliced from 29 exons. NCBI's taxonomy places the organism in Eukaryota, Metazoa, Echinodermata, Echinoidea, Temnopleuroida, Toxopneustidae. The coding region runs from base 319 to 4986 and encodes 1555 amino acids.